Diplodia corticola is the source of this 2358-nucleotide messenger RNA. RefSeq names its product pgap1-like protein. The coding region runs from base 1 to 2358 and encodes 785 amino acids. NCBI's taxonomy places the organism in Eukaryota, Fungi, Ascomycota, Dothideomycetes, Botryosphaeriales, Botryosphaeriaceae. The record is from RefSeq and is a predicted model, not a curated record. The transcript is spliced from 2 exons.
AUGAUGCAGAAGCCUCCCCCGCCGCCCCCGCCCCGCGUCCACGCCGACACCGCCAACCUCUCACCCCAUCGCGAGGCGCCCCCGCCGUAUGCGGAAGCCGACGGUCACGCCUCGGGCAUGCAUCCGUUGCACACGCUGGCGACGGGCGACCCGCGCUCGUCGUCGACCCAGUCGCUCGUGCCCGCUGCUGGCCAAUUCCGGGAUGGCCGCCGCAAGUUGCUGCUCGUCUAUAUCCAUGGCUUCAUGGGCGACGAGACCAGCUUCCAGAGCUUCCCCGCACACGUCCAUAACUUGGUCACUGUGACGUUGAGAGAAUCGCAUGUGGUCCAUACCAAGAUCUACCCCAAGUAUCGCGCCAGGAAUACCAUAGAGUACGCAACAGAGCAGUUCAGCAGAUGGCUCACCCCUCACGCCGACCCCGAUACGGACAUCAUCCUGCUUGGGCACUCGAUGGGCGGCCUUGUGUCCGCCGAGGUGGUGUUGCUACCGCCUCACGGCCCAGCCGCCUUCAUGGGCCAAGCUUUCCGGCACCGCAUCCUUGGUAUCAUAAACUUUGAUGUGCCUUUUCUGGGGAUGCAUCCUGGCAUCAUCUCAGCCGGUUUGAGCAGCAUCUUCCGUCCUGCCGAAGACAAGUCUCCGGAGCAUAACUCGCAACCCACGGGGCAAGCCACGCAGUCCUACCAUAACCACCCUUCUGCACACAGUAGCGUGAGCACCCUCGAUCUAGGCCCACCCCUGCGGAACGAAACCCUCUUCAAUGCUAACCCCAAUGAUCCGAACUACAAUCCCCGGUUUGACAACGAUGUCAUCCUCCCGGUGCGGAAAGGCUGGGAGAACGCCUUGCAUUUCAUCACAAAACACUCAGAUGGUCUCGUGCAAGCAGGAAGGCAAUACGUCAAAUCCCAUCUCGAGUUCGGUGGUACCAUGGCAGACUACCCUGGCUUGAACAAAAGAUACAAGCGUGUUCGUGCUCUGGAAGAGGAGGAUGAGGCGAAGCGGAGAGUAGCUGUUGCGUCCGUGGGACACAAUCCUCCCGAGGUCCCACGUGUGCGUUUCGUAAACUUCUAUACUGCUAGCACCGGUCGUCCCAAGAAGCCAAAAACACCCCAAGCUGGCGUUGAGUCCACCGACUUCGGGAUGUCCGAUCUUAGCCUCGCUUCGUCGGGCCAAGAUCAGCGGCGGAGCCCCAGUCAUUCCCAGUCUGUAAGCCCACGGAUCUCAGUUGAAGAGCCCGAAGACGAUGCCCAAUUAUCGCCAAAGGAUGAAGUGCUCCGGGAACUCUCACCGGCCCCUCUCAGUGACCACGACUUGACUCCGACUCAUUCUCUCGGUCAACAAUCCUCAUUUGCCGCAAGCUUGUCUCACUUAGACUUGGAAAUACCAGAACCCCCAAUCGAACCUCCACUUCCAGACCUAGAAGCUUGCCCAGGAGCAGAAUCUCGCAAGACCGCUACCAAGGAAUAUGAGCAGGCCCUCAAAGACUACAAGCGUGCUGUGAAGGACCGCAAUGCCUUGAUUAAGCAAAAAGCGAAGGCUGAAGAAAAGCUAGCAAAGGAAUCCAGGAAGGAGGAGAAAAAAGCCCAGAAAGCCAGGAAGGAGGAGGAGGAGAAAGUGCAGAAAGCAAAGAAGGAGGAGGAGAAAUCCCAGAAGGCCAAAUCCAAAGAAGAAAAGGAGCAAGCCAAACAGGAACAACCGGAGAGCCAAAAGUCAGGCGAAGAGCUCCGGCUCGAAAAGGAGAGGCUGCGCGUAGAAGCCGAAAGCCAGCGUAUGGCGGAGGCGGAGCGUGAGCGCAUGCGGGUACAACGAAGAAUGCUUGGUUUACCGCCUGAGGACGAAAACUCAGAGGCUGUCCAGCAAGAGCAAGAAGAGGUUGUGCAUCAGGAGCAACAAGAAGCGGCCGUUCAGCAGGAGGAACAAAGGGAAGUUAUUCAGCAGGACGAGCCAGUGAAGAUUGUCUAUGAGGAGCAGCAAGUAGAACCGUCUGGACAUGGAAGAUCAACUUCUUUGACGCCUUCGCUGUCGCACCCGGAGAGCUCAUCGCCCUCGGCUUCCCUCUCAACUCCUCGCACACAGUCGUCGCAGACUACCUCGCGGUCAGCCCCGCCUGCUUCAGGAAAGAAGAGGGACCGCAAGUUCUGUGUCACGCCCUCAAAAGACCCGCGCACCGGACAGCGUGAUCCAGCCUGGAUCCGUGUCUUUAUGGAUGGCUAUGACGAAGUAAGCGCUCAUUGUGGUCUGUUCUUCAUGGGCGAGACGUACGAACGUCUUGUCGGCGAGGUGGCUGAAAAGAUCGAACACUGGGUCUUAGAUGAUCUGAGCGAGCGAGCGGUAAGGGAAUUAGAGAGCCAGAUCAUCUGA